AUGGUCUUCUUGUUGAUUUUAGCGUUGCUAUCAAUAGUAAUAAUAACUUUUAUUGGCCCCAUCGUCGUUCCACCGUUCAGUUUUCCACGGAACAUACCAACCAUCCCUUUUUACGUUUCGUUUCUUGGGUUGGAUCAGUUACAGCUAUAUGAGAAGUACUUGAGAGAAAAGUUGGAAAAGUACGGUGCUGUAAAGAUUUACUUUGCUUCAAGGUGGAAUAUUUUGGUGAGCAAACCUGAGUACUUGGUUCACAUUUUCAAAAACGAAGAUAUCUUUGCAAAAAGUGGCAAUCAUAUCAAAAUUCCAAAGUCUGUACUUGCUACGUAUACCGGUGAUAAUAUAAUUUCGGCUCAUGGGGAUCUUUGGCGGUUAUACAGAGACGUAGUUGCGCAGAGUAUUCAGUUUCCAGACCUUGUUCCAAUUGAAAAAAACACAAGGGAUUUUCUUAAACUGCUUGAGAAGGAAUUGCAAAAGGGUCCGUCAAUUUUUGUCAAUGACCUUUUACAGCUUUACUCCCUUGCUAACGUGGGAGAUUGUAUUGUGGGAGCUAAUCUCACCCCAAUGCAUCAAAAGAUCAAAUACAUCAAGCUGCAAAUUUUUAAGCCAUUUUUCAUGAAUUUCCCUUCGGUUGAAAUGUUUCCUAUUCCGAGCCGUAUCAAAGCUAAAAAGGAGGUUGAAGCAUUUCGCAGUUGGUAUGGAGAAAAAAUCAAAAACUCUACUCGAGGUGCAGCUGCCAACUUGUCAGCAGCAUUAAGCAAUGGAAAGCUAACUCAAAAGCAAUACUUGGAUAACUCGAUAAUUCUUAUGGUUGCAGGACAUGAGAAUCCAUUGCUAUUAAUGCUUUCCUUAUUGUACGUACUAGCCAAGAACUCUUGUAUACAGGAGAAGGUACGCAAAGAAGGCGAUCCAUAUUUAUCUGCAGUGGUUUAUGAAACUUUGAGAAUGUAUCCUCCGUUGAAUCAGAUUAUCAAUAGGUGCACGACACAAGCUACGAUUUUGGGAAACAUUUACAUUCCGAAAGGAGUUUAUGUCGGUUACUACAAUAUGGGAACUGGAAGGGAUGCAAAUUUUUGGGAAUCUGCAAACGAAUUUAAGCCAGAAAGAUGGGGUUCCACAAGUGAAGAAAUUAGUGCAAACUAUUCGAAAGCUAAACGGAUGGGAACAUUGCCUGCAUUUCACGGGCGUAAGAGGGCUUGCCUUGGUGAGAAGUUUGCAUUGUAUGAAUGCAAAAUGUUUGUUCAAGCUGUUUUAGGAAAGUACAAGAUAUCGCUCGAUGAUACUUGGAAGGAAAGAAUAACACCAGCUGGCCCAAUCUGUCCAGUGAAUAUGAAGUUGCGAUUUAGCAAUUUAUAG
Molecule: messenger RNA, 1353 nt
Organism: Lodderomyces oxycetoniae
Lineage: Eukaryota; Fungi; Ascomycota; Pichiomycetes; Serinales; Debaryomycetaceae
Gene: DIT2
Product: putative cytochrome
Exons: 1
Coding region: 1-1353 (450 amino acids)
Molecular function (GO): iron ion binding; heme binding; monooxygenase activity
Source: RefSeq, a predicted model, not a curated record